CCUGCAUUGGAAGCGUGACUCGACUUCAUCGGUGUGACUUCGGCUCUCCAUCGAGUGUUCAAGUAAUAUUAUAACUUAUAUAAAAAAGUAAGACUACAUUUGGGUUUGGAUUAAUGCAGCACAUAGAGCCAACAAGACAAGCUGCGUGAUGUCGCUUUUAGAAGACAUCGUGGAUAUACUGCAAUGUGUCCUUGAGUAUUUCGGAGUUCCUGCUGACAUGCUGGUCCCGGUGUGGGACAACCAACUCUGUGGACAGUAUCGAAGCAUCGUUCGGAUGAUAGGCACUAAUUUGCCCCUGACUCCUUAUCCCCGACUCCACUUCCAGAUUCCGUUGCAAGUCCACAAGAGACAUGGACAUGUUGACAUCAGUAUGGACAGCCCAGCAAUCCCAUCUUUUGCAGAUGUACUUUGGAUAGCAGAGGAUGUAGAAGACCAUUUCUCCAAAUUCAGAAAUGCUAUUCCGUUGAAAAGAUGUCCGGUGCCUCAAGUGUUUGUAACACCACCAGUGGAGAUGGUUGCAGGCCCAGUGUCCCGGACAUCCUCGGCUCAGCUAGGUGGCAGGAUGCUGGGGCAAAGGACUAACCCGGAGGCCCUGAGGAAAAUCUCAGCCCUGGAGGAAGAGCUGCUUAAACUCCGUGCUCAGAUUGCAAUGAUCGUCACAGCUCCAUCAGGAACUACUCCUCCUAAUAAGAACUCAGUCUCCCCCUGCCGAUCCCCUCUCCCACCUCCUGUUCAGACUUCAACCCCUCGAGCUGCUCCUCCACCCCCUCCUCCUCCUCCUCCUCCUCCUCCACCUCCACCUCCUGUCUCUGACUCUCCAACACCGUCUGCCCUGGAGACCAUAAAACAGCGGAGGGCGGCAAGCAAAGGCCAGUCCAGGAGGAGUGAGCUAUCUGCGGGCUCCGCCUCCACCGGUCUCCCCUCCAUGCUGGAUGUGUUGAAGGACCUGAACCAGGUCAAACUCCGCACGGUGGAGAGGUCGCCAGGCGGAACCCCCGUGAGGAAGAGGAGGAGCAAGGGCACUGUGUGUGCGUCGGACCCCGCCGCUUUAAUUGCAGAAGCACUGAAGAGAAAGUUUGCCCAUCGCCAGAGAGACGACUCCUUCGAUAAGGAGAACAGAUCGGCUGAGCUGUCGCCCUUCGGAAGUCCCGAGGCGCCAUUUACCCAGAGCCACACAAGGCGGAGCCAAGGACGAAUUCACCUCUAAACAUUUUGACCCCACGGUCGCCAGCAACCAAUCACAUCAGACGUUGGUGUGUUUCAUAUGACUACUGCAUACUUCAGACACUGCUUUCACAGGGCCUUGUUUAUGUUACUCACCCACUAUCUCUAGAUGGUGUUAAACAGGCUGCCUUGUUGUUUUUCCACUGGACUCCAGGUCCUACACAAAGGUACUUUUUUUGUGGCUUUGAUACUAGUUUACUCCAGGCGAGGGAUGAAGUUCAAUAACGCAGUCAUUUCAGUGAUGUUUGUUCAUGCUGUACAUGUUACAUUUUUUAUUAUUAUUAUUUGCUUUUUUCUGUAGAGCUUUUCUUGUAAAGCCUCGCAAUAACGGAUUCUGUGAUUGCUAAUUGAUGCAAUGGCUAUUUUGGUUUGCUUAGGUGAGAGCUUGAAAAUAUGUCUGAACAUAACUUAUAAAUUGUAUAUGACCUCAUGUUAUAGGUUGUGCAAAAAAAAAUUAUGCAUAAAUUAUAACCGCACAAGGAUACAAGUAGCCUUUGAGAAAUCCACCAGGGGCACUCUUUAAGAGAAGAGAUACUAAAAAUACAUUACUUGUAUAUGUAGAGGGCAAUACAUUAACACUGACUACCUGUCGACACGAUCAAUCAUACGAUCUUGAAGACUGGUGUGAACUCUGGAUGCUCACAAGGUUGUUUCAGCGCCUUUGUUCGAAGUCAAGCAAUACUCACCACCAGUGAGCCUCUCUAGCUGCGUACUUUGAAUCCAUGAAAACCUGUUUAAAACCCGCAGGUGAUGGAUCGUAACUGUAGCCCUAAUCUAUGCAAUGGCUUUAUCUCUAUGGUCUAUGGUUUCUUUUUUUGUUUGUCUCACUUUGCUCUUCUUGGCCUCUCGUGUCCUCUUCCUGGAUGCGUACGGUGUGGGGCUGUCAGGUUUGUGCCAGGGAUGGAUUGGCACACAGCCCUCAGCAUCUGCUGCACUUUUCCAUUGUCUCAAAUAACAGGCAGCUAAACUGAUCUCGAACCAGCAAGGGCACCUUCUCUUUACGUUAUCUUUUUUUUCCCUCUUCUUCAAGGCAAACAUGAAGUAAAGACAUGCUAAAUGGUGCUAGCAUUUUUUUUUAUUUUUCUGUGGCAUUUUGCCUUUCGCCUCGUGAGAUGCCGCCACAAUGGUGGUUGAUGUCCACACUCCUAUUAUGUCAUGUGGUCAGAAAUUGUGGUGAUGGGGUGAAAAACUGUCCUGGUGGUCUAGGACCUGCUCCCUGCCUCUGGAGUCGACUAGUUUAAACUCCUGGCUCAUGGGUUUUAUGGGGGAGAAUCCUGUUUGAGAUUGUAUGCUAGCUCUAGUGACGGUGUCAUCAGACCCUAGUGAGAAUGGCCUGAGACGCGCUUGAGAUCUGUGCGAGAUCUCUGAGGCCUGCGUCAGACUGCGAGCCUGCCUGACUUGUGUGAAACUUACAAGACUGUGAGUUUCGGGUGGGAGAUUGUGUGUGUGUGUGUGUGUGUGUGUGUGUGUGUGUGUGUGUGUGUGAGGGAGAGCAAGGGAGAGCAAGGGAGAGAGACUCAAGCAGAUGCUUUAUUGACACACACAGCUUGGCAUGCUCUGAGGAUUCCCACACCAUGCUGGGCUGUGAAAGUGUGUGUGUGUGUAUUCUGGCAGACCUUUCCUUUUUCCUUUUUUUGCACAUUCAGCUGUACCAGACAGGCUCCAGUCUGCCUCAGUACCCAGCCAGGCCUGUACAUGUUUAUUUAAAAGGUUUAUAUCCUGUCCUCAAUGUCAGUCUCUUGUGGGAGAAUACAGAAUGUUUUGGUAUUUGAGUAUGUUUUGAAUGUUCAUUUAGAUUCUGACUCACUCAAAGGUGUGAGGCUUGUAGUGUAUCUCCUCAAGCUGCAAGCUGUCUGGUGUCUGUCUUUCUAUCAAAAUAAAAAAAGAUUGUUGCUUUGGAAA
Messenger RNA from Sardina pilchardus (European sardine), 3126 nucleotides. RefSeq names its product mitochondrial fission regulator 2 (gene mtfr2). Bases 149 to 1207 code for a protein of 352 amino acids. The record is from RefSeq and is a predicted model, not a curated record. Gene Ontology annotation, biological process: aerobic respiration; mitochondrial fission. Gene Ontology annotation, cellular component: mitochondrion. The transcript has 8 exons. Lineage: Eukaryota; Metazoa; Chordata; Actinopteri; Clupeiformes; Clupeidae.